Dioscorea cayenensis subsp. rotundata (Guinea yam) is the source of this 4108-nucleotide messenger RNA. Its product is annotated as LRR receptor-like serine/threonine-protein kinase RPK2. NCBI's taxonomy places the organism in Eukaryota, Viridiplantae, Streptophyta, Magnoliopsida, Dioscoreales, Dioscoreaceae. Gene Ontology annotation, biological process: protein phosphorylation. Bases 150 to 3470 code for a protein of 1106 amino acids. Gene Ontology annotation, molecular function: ATP binding; protein binding; protein kinase activity. The transcript is spliced from 3 exons. The record is from RefSeq and is a predicted model, not a curated record.
UUUAUUAAUCUAUUUUUUUUUUUUCUCAAAUCAAACCCUGUUACUUUCCCAAAUUAUUUUUUAGUCCUUGAUGCGCCGAGAAUUAGGGUUAGGGUUUGGUUUCCAUCUUCGAAGUUCCGGGAAUUAGGACCAAGAUUAGGGUUCCGACGAUGCCCCGCCACCGGGGAACCCGCGCUAAAACCCUAGCUACGUGUUUGCCUCUCUUGCUGUUGCUUUUCGUCUUGAUCUCCUUCGCUGUGGCGGAGGACGUGGAGAGGUCGGCGUUGAUCCAGUUCAAAGCCUCCGUUUCCGCUGAUCCCGGCGGGGUACUGGCUCUUUGGUCCGGCUCUGAUCACUGUUCCUGGCCCGGAGUUCUCUGCGACUCGGGGUCUAGGGUUUUUGCUUUGAAUAUAUCGGCAAAGGCGGAGUCUUGCCCCAAUUCGGGAUCUUUUCGCAGGAGCUGCUCGGAUCCACGGCGGAGGCUAGCCGGGAAGCUCAGCCCUGAGGUGGGCAAUCUUUCGGGACUUCGAGUUCUUGUUUUGGCUUUCCAGAGCUUUGAAGGUGAGAUUCCGGAUGCGAUUUGGGGCUUGGAAAACCUUGAGGUGAUUAAUCUCGAGGGCAACUUGUUCUCUGGAUCCCUUCCUUCGAGUUUCCCUCCCCGUCUUCAAGUCCUGAAACUCGGAUCGAAUCGUAUCAGAGGUGAGAUCCCACUUUCUCUUUUGAAUUGCUUCAAUUUGGAAACCCUUGACCUCUCUGGCAACCAGCUCAAUGGCAUGAUGCUAAGAAACUUCAGCAAUUUCCCCAAAUUGAGGGAAUUAUAUCUCUCUUUCAAUCGUUUAAGUGGUAAAAUCCCUGAUGAUAUUGGAACUGGUUGCCAGAAUCUUGAGCACCUGGACCUUUCCGGGAACCAACUCAUCGGUAGCAUUCCCCAUAGUUUGGGGUACUGCACCAAUCUUCAAUCGUUGCUUUUGUUUUCCAAUCUUUUGGAUGGUGCCAUUCCGUCGGAAAUUGGAAACUUACAAAAGCUUAGAGCUUUGGAUGUUUCGAGGAACAGCCUGAGCAGUCCUGUGCCUCCAGAGCUUGGUAAUUGUACUGAGUUAUCUGUUCUGGUUCUCUCGAAUCUCUUUGAUCCAAUGCCAGGCAGAGAGGACUCCAGUGUUUUGGACGAGUUCAAUGCUAUUCAAGGAGAGAUCCCUGAGAGUGUUACCAGCUUGCGGAACCUUAGAAUAUUUUGGGCUCCAAGGACAAUGCUUGGAGGUGUGAUUCCAAGAAGCUGGGGUGUUUGUAGGAGCUUGGAAAUGGUUCAUUUUGGUGAAAGCUUUUUCUCUGGAGGGAUUCCAUCAGCGUUCAGACAAUGUGAGAAUCUGAGGUUUCUGAAUCUGAGCUCAAACAAGCUGACAGGUUGGCUUGAUGACGAACUUCCUGUGCCAUGCAUGGAUGUGUUUGAUGUCAGUGGGAAUAAUUUAUCCGGCUCCAUUCCGAAGUUUACUCAGUGCUCCUCAACUCGGCUUCCUUCCGAUGAGUUGACCUCUGUGUACUUGUCAUUCUUUGAGUACAGGACUGAUCAGCAAAUUUCUUUGCCAACUAGUGCAUCGGCUGGUGGUUUCACAGUUUAUCAUAAUUUUGGCAGGAACAAUUUUACUGGUUCUCUGACAUCUCUACCAGUUGCAACAGAGAGAUUUGGAGGUCAAGUGGCAGCAUACGCAUUUCUUGCUGAUGGGAAUGAAAUAAAUGGGUCAAUGACCAAUGCUAUGUUUGAGAAGUGCAAGGACUUGAGUGCUCUGGUACUGAAUUUCAGCAACAAUAUGAUUUCUGGUGUAAUUCCGGAAGAAAUUGGCUCUUUGUGCAGGUCUCUUGUGGUCUUGGAUGGUGCUGGUAAUCGCAUUACUGGAACAAUUCCUGGCAGUUUCAGUUUAUUGGACAGGCUUGUUGAUCUUGAUUUGAGCAGGAACCAACUCCAAGGCCAGAUUCCUGCCAGUUUGGGUCAGUUGAAGAGUUUGGAACAUCUCUCAUUAGCCCAAAAUAACCUUAGCGGUCAGAUUCCUUCUGGCUUCGAUGAGUUGCAUUCACUCAAGGAGCUGGAUCUUUCUUCAAAUUCUGUUGGCGGUGAGAUCCCAGGUGGCCUUUCCAACUUAAAUAAUCUCCGCGUGUUACUGCUUGACAGCAACAAGCUUUCCGGAAAGAUACCUUCUGGUUUGACUAAUGUCACAUUAUUCGGGAAGUUCAAUGUGUCCUACAAUAAUCUCUCUGGCCCUUUACCUUUUAAUUCCAGCAUGAUGAGUUGUAACAGUGUAAUGGGAAACCCGUUACUCCAACACCAGCCUUGCAGCGGCAUUUCUCUCUCUGUUCCUCCAUUAGAUGUGCAAGGGCGCGCCAAUGCUGACCAGUCAAGUGCUUAUUCUCCUCCUGCAAGCUCCCCUAGUAAUAGCGGCAAUAAAGGGUUCAGUUCAAUUGAGAUUGCCUCUAUAACUUCAGCAUCUGCUAUUGUGUCAGUCCUUAUAGCUCUAGUCAUCCUUUAUGUAUACACUAGGAAAUGUGCUCCAAGAUCCUCAGUUCAGUCUUCUGGAAGGAAGGUAACGAUUUUUACAGACAUUGGGGUGCCAGUAACUUAUGAAGCUGUUGUGCGAGCCACCGGGAAUUUCAAUGCUAGUAAUUGCAUUGGAAGUGGAGGAUUUGGGGCCACAUACAAGGCUGAGAUUGCGCCAGGAGUAUUGGUCGCUAUAAAGAGACUUGCAGUUGGGAGAAUCCAGGGAGUUCAGCAAUUUCAUGCGGAAAUAAAGACUCUAGGGAGGUGGCGUCAUCCCAAUCUUGUAACUUUAAUAGGAUAUCAUCUGGGCGAGGCUGAGAUGUUUCUCAUUUAUAAUUAUUUGCCUGGAGGUAACUUGGAAAGGUUCAUACAUGAGAGAUCCAAGAGGCCUGUUGAUUGGAGGAUGCUUCACAAGAUUGCUUUAGACGUUGCACGUGCACUUGCUUAUCUUCAUGACCACUGUGUUCCUCGUAUUCUUCAUCGGGACGUUAAGCCUAGCAAUAUUUUGUUAGACAAUGAUUUCACUGCCUAUCUAUCAGACUUCGGACUAGCAAGGCUUCUAGGGAACUCUGAAACCCAUGCAACUACUGGUGUUGCUGGAACUUUUGGCUAUGUUGCUCCAGAAUAUGCUAUGACUUGCCGGGUUUCAGACAAGGCUGAUGUAUACAGCUACGGUGUUGUCUUGUUGGAGUUGAUUUCAGACAAGAAAGCGUUGGAUCCCUCCUUCUCACCAUACGGGAAUGGUUUUAAUAUUGUUGCUUGGGCAUCCAUGCUAUUGAGACAAGGCCGGGCUCAUGAGUUCUUCACUGAAGGACUGUGGGAUGUGGGGCCUCGUGAUGAUCUGGUGGAGGCAUUACAAUUGGGUGUCAUGUGUACUGUUGAAUCACUUGCUAUUAGGCCAACAAUGAAGCAGGUCGUUCAACGGCUGAAGCAACUUCAGCCUCCCAUGCUCUGCAAGCGUUGAUAAUAGUAGCAUGUCUUACAUAUUACUAACACAUUGGAAGGUAAACAGAGCCGCAAUAUUUCUGAAGAAGGACAUCAUGCAGAGAUGGAUCGACUAGUUUGCAAAUCAAUCUCCUUGCCAAUUAGUUGGUUGGAGUUUCAACCUCUGGUAUACACAUUGGUCUCUGAAGUUGGUGUUCAUCCACCAACUGGUGACUUGAGAGAUCUGCUGGAAGAAAAGCUCUCCUCAGCCAGUCAGCCCCAUUCCAAACUUUGCAAGAAAAUUUGAAGGAGACCUGUAACAAGUUUGAGACUGCAAAUUUACCACUAAUUACAAACUUGAGGGCUCCACUGGUGGAAGCAGAUGCUUGUGUGCUGAUUGAAAGCUUAGAAAUGCUGUCAUUGAAAUCAACUCCAAUUCUUUUAGUUUUCUCACAAUUGGGAAUGCCCUGAUGGCUGUAAAUGAAUUGAGUCUUCUGUAUUAAUGGCAAGAAUAUUUUUGCCAAACUCUUUUUGUCUUUGUGGUUCUUAUAUAGAGUGUUAAAAAAGUAUAAUACCUGAGCAAACAUUGUUGUAGUGGAGGCCUUGUUUUGUUUUUCCAUUUUUGAGGUAGACUAAACAUUGGAGUGCAAUUUCUCAAUCAAAAAGUUGUUGGCUCCA